Molecule: messenger RNA, 1593 nt
Organism: Fonsecaea erecta
Lineage: Eukaryota; Fungi; Ascomycota; Eurotiomycetes; Chaetothyriales; Herpotrichiellaceae
Exons: 3
Coding region: 1-1593 (530 amino acids)
Biological process (GO): transmembrane transport
Molecular function (GO): transmembrane transporter activity
Source: RefSeq, a predicted model, not a curated record
AUGGAAGGACACGAACGAGGAGCCAUCCAAGCAGCGUUUGCCUCGGCUUCUUCGUCCACGCUUGACGACACUCUAGAUAUGGAAAAGCCAUCGCUGCCUUUCGAGGCAAGGUCCGACGUACUGUCGCUUAAGGAACUCGACGAAGACAAACAGGUCGUUGUUCCAGAACAUGCUAAUUCAACUUCUGGGCCUCGCAAUGACCUCGUCGACUUCGAUGGCCCUAACGAUCCAGAAAACCCCAAGAAUUGGUCAAAGGCAAAACGAUGGGGUAUCACUAUUUCAAUGGGUCUUAUGACUUUUGUGGUCACAUUUGCAAGCUCGAUCUAUUCUGUUGCUAUUCGUCCUGUCGCCGAAGAAUACCACAUAGGCGAAGUUCCGUCUACUCUCGGGGUAUCCCUCUUCCUUCUUGGUUUCGUGUUUGGCCCCAUCCUCUUUGGGCCAUUGUCGGAAGUCUUUGGGCGCCGGGUACCUCUCUUUGUCGGAUACCUCGUCUUCGCAGUCUUCCAGAUUCCGGUGGCUGUUGCCCAGAACGUGGAAACGAUCAUGCUCGGUCGUUUCUUUGGGGGAUUUGCCGCUGCAGCUCCAUUGGCAGUCGUUGGAGGUGCCAUGGCUGAUAUCUGGGGACCCAUCGAAAGAGCGUAUGGCAUUUGCGUGUUUGCAGCCUCAGCCUUCACAGGACCCGUUGCUGGGCCCAUCAUUGGCGGCUUUGUUACACAGUCUUAUCUCGGCUGGCGAUGGACCGCUUGGAUCACCUUGAUUAUGACCGCACUAUUUGGGUGUAUCGGCCUGGCCUUGAUUCCCGAGACUUCCGCCUCGAGGAUCCUACAGAUGAAAGCUAAGCGACUGCGAUACGAAACACAAAACUGGGCACUGCACGCCAAAGCGGACGAGAGUCGGGUGAAUAUAAAAACACUGACGACUAUAUAUCUCGUUCGGCCUUUCGUCAUGUUUGCCCAAGAACCGAUCCUGGCCCUUAUUACUGCCUACAUGAGCUUCAUCUACGGCAUCUUGUAUCUCCUCUUCGAGGCCUACCCCAUCUCGUUCCAGGAACAACGAGGCUGGAAUUCUGGAGUCGGGUCUCUUCCAUUUGCCGCGUUUAUUGUCGGCAUUGCGAUGGGGACAGGCAUGAUCGCCUACUCCACAAGGACCAACUUCACGAGCGCCUUCAAGAAACAUGGCAAAGUCAUUCCUGAAGAGCGGCUGCCGCCAAUGAUUAUCGGAGCCGCGGUUCUUCCGAUCGGUCUAUUUUUAUUUGCUUGGACGUCUAAUCCACACAUCACCUGGGUUCCCCAAGUAAUUGCUACAGCGCUUCUGGGCAUGGGGUGCCUGGCGACUUUCUGGCAAGGCACCAACUUUAUCAUUGAUUGCUACGGGUUCUAUUCCAACAGUGCCAUUGCCGUCAACACUUUCGUCAGGUCUAUAGCCGGCGCAGGCUUUCCCCUGUUCGCCCCAGCCAUGUACCACAAUCUGGGGGUGCCUUGGGCAACUUCACUUUUGGCAUUUCUCUGUGUCCUCUUCUUUCCGGUGCCGGUUCUCUUCUAUAUAUACGGGGCUAAGAUCAGGGAACGAUCGAGGUUCAGGCCGGUCGGUUGA